Messenger RNA from Pelmatolapia mariae (spotted tilapia), 3141 nucleotides. Its product is annotated as transferrin receptor protein 1-like. Gene Ontology annotation, cellular component: external side of plasma membrane. The record is from RefSeq and is a predicted model, not a curated record. Gene Ontology annotation, molecular function: transferrin receptor activity. The transcript is spliced from 18 exons. Lineage: Eukaryota; Metazoa; Chordata; Actinopteri; Cichliformes; Cichlidae. Gene Ontology annotation, biological process: transferrin transport; intracellular iron ion homeostasis. The coding region runs from base 125 to 2440 and encodes 771 amino acids.
UGUAACUCCCGGCUGGAGGGUGGAAGAGCACCGACCGAAGAAGGAACCGCGUGUUAGUCCUGUCACACAGCAGAAGGUCACUCAGGUUGGGUUGUGCUGGAGAGAAGAAUUCUGAGAAGCAACAAUGGACCAAGCAAGGUCAACAAUAUCCAAGAUUUUUAAUGGGGAGCCCCACUCCUACACACGAUUCAACUUGACCCAGAAUAUGGAGGGUGACAACAGUCAGGUGGAGAUGAAGCUGUCAUCUGAAAUAGAUGAGGAGACUGGGGGAAAUGGCGUUGGCGGCCACCUGAAUCACAACUCUAAUCGCACACCCUAUGUGGCUCAAAAGUUUGGACGUACACCCAAGAACCUCUGCUUUAUGGCAGCUACAAUCUUCCUCAUCUUCAUCAUCGGCUAUUUGAUUGGCUACCUGGUCCAUCGGAAUAAGGAUUUGGCUCCCACCUGUGCAUCCUCUGCUCUCCGCUAUGAAGAUGUUUCUGUCGCCCAUGAGACCGGUGCUGCUCCCCUCAUGGACUGGGAUGAUGUGAAAAAGCUUCUUGCUCAAAAACUGACUACAUCCAGUAUGGACGCUGUCCUUGGUCAGCUGAGCAGUAGCAACCACCGGGCUGGUUCUCCUGGUGAUGAAGAUCUGGGGAACAAGGUGCUCAAGAAGUUUAAGGAGUACGGCAUGAAGACCUGGACUGAUGAGCACUUUGUCAAGGUUCAGGACCCCCCAGCAUCUGGAUACAACAGAAUAGUUUUCAAGAACGGAACAGCGGAACGUCCAACGGGUUUCCUGUCCUACAGCGCCAGUGGAACAGCAAGGGGUGCAGUGCUGUAUGCCCAUUAUGGACAGGAAAAUGACCUGAAGCAGUUAAAAGACAUGAACAUCGACAUGAAUGGCAGGGUGAUGCUGGUCAGAGCUGGAAGGAUCAGCUUUGCUGAGAAGGUAGCCAAUGCAGCCAAAAUGAACGCCUCUGCUGUGCUGAUCUACCCAGACCCUGCUGAUUACUCGAUCAGCGAGAGCACUCCACUCUUUGGACAUGUCCACAUGGGCUCUGGGGAUCCCUACACCCCAGGCUUCCCCUCCUUCAACCACACCCAGUUUCCACCUGUGCAGUCUUCAGGCCUGCCAAAUAUUUUGGCUCAGACUAUCACAACAGGCAUGGGAAUGAACAUUCUGAGGCAGCUCGGGGGUAGAACUCAGCCAAAUGGUUGGGGGAGCAUCAAUAAACUCGGAGACGAGAGCGAUGUUAUUACUGUGGAAGUCAACAAUGUCCUUACUGAGAAAAGGAUAAAUAAUGUCUUUGGGGUCAUCAAAGGCUUUGUGGAUGCAGAUCGAUACGUGGUCAUUGGGGCCCAGAGGGAUGCGUGGGGCCCUGGCUUUGCAGCAUCAACCGUGGGCACCAGCGUCCUCGUUGAGCUGGCGCGUUCCAUCUCUGACAUGGUGGAGAACGAUGGAUUCAAACCGAGGAGGAGUAUUGUGUUUGCGAGCUGGAGUGCGGGAGAGUAUGGGAGUGUUGGCGCCACCGAGUGGUUGGAGGGUUAUCUGUCCUCUCUGAGCAUGAAAGCAUUCACCUACAUCAACCUGGACGGCAUUGUGACAGGUCAGAAUGGGUUUAAAGUAGCAGCCAGCCCGUUGUUGCACAGCCUGGUCCAAAACGCUCUGAAAGAGGUGAACUAUGACAAGGACAAGUCUCUUCUUUCUCAGUUUGGAAAGAACAACUGGGAGUCUGCUAUUCUGGAGCCUCUGAGGAUGGACAGUGCUGCGUAUCCUUUCCUCGCCUUCUCCGGCAUUCCCUCAGUCGCUUUCAGAUUCCACUCUGGAAGUUCAGACUACCCGUACUUUGGUACAAUCCUGGACACCCGAGAAAACCUGAACUCUGUCACAGCCAGCCAGGUUCCUCAGCUGGCUGUGAGAGCGGGCCAGUUUGCCGGUCACAUAGCGCUGAGGCUGGUCCAUGACCACCUGCUGCAGAUGGACCUGAAGAAGUACAACCAGCUCAUACGCAGCCACGUUGUUCAGAUUAAUGCGAGGGUCAAGAAUGUUCAGAGGUUGAAGCCCCAGCUGUUGCCCAAAGCUCUGACAGUGCAAUGGUUGAUCAUGGCCUCUGGCUCCUACAGCCGUGCCUCUAGCGCGCUGGCAGCCGACAUCCAGAACAGCGACCUGGAGGACAUCGAGAUGUGCCGCGUGAUCAAUGACCGCAUCAUGACGGUGGAAAGGAACUUCCUGUCACCCUACGUUUCUCCCAAAGACAGCCCCUUCCGUCACAUCCUGCUGGGCUCCGGUCCCCACACCCUCAAAGGUCUGAUCAGCCACCUCGACUCUUUGACGACUGCCGACCUCGACGCAGACGCCAAGCUGUUCCGCAACCAGUUUGCCCAGGCGACCUGGACCAUUCAGACCUGUGCCAACUCCCUAGCAGGGGACAUCUGGUCUCUGGAUAAUGAAAUCUAGAAAAGUCCUUUGCCCUCCCUUGUUCAUGGUUUGGCCCUCUUAUUACAACUGGCAGUGUUGUUGUGAUUAAUCACCACGUUUUCAGCGGAUAUCUACAAAGUCAUCAUAUCGUUUCCACGAUGUUCAUUUUCCUUUUAUCUAAAAUUCUCUUAAAGCCAAACAUGUUGCAAAGUGGUUUGUAAGCCUUCUGCCUUAAAAGGACUUAACCCUCUAAGAAUCUUGAAUUUGAACAUGUGGUAUUUAGUUAUCACAGUCUUAAAUCCCAUGGUGCUAGUAAUGUCAACAAAUGUUAUGUGGAAGUACUGCUUUAAAUUGGUGUUACCUCUGAAUGAGUUGGAGUUGGAUUUUUUCUUUAAUUCCAGAACAGUAUCAGGUCAGAAUCACAGUAAAGACUGUGUUUGCCAGCUCAGAUCUUUAGACCGUAGAAGCGCAGUAUGAUAACAAUAAGCUAAUGACUUUGUAUUUGUUUACCACGAGGCAAACUGCUGGUAUUUCUGCUGCUGCUGCUGCGGCUUGGUGUUCAAACCUGAGCUGGUUUUUAUUGGUAGCUAAAAUAUCUCAUACUGUGCUGAUUCUGCUACACAACUCAGUCAGAAAAUAGAUUCAGGCAUUCAGCUGCUGAAAGAAGUGCAGAUUGAUUUACAGCAACAGUGCACACAGAUUUGGAAUAAUUGGCUACUUUAAAUUGGGGGGGGGGGGGG